Molecule: messenger RNA, 559 nt
Organism: Papilio polytes (common Mormon)
Lineage: Eukaryota; Metazoa; Arthropoda; Insecta; Lepidoptera; Papilionidae
Exons: 4
Coding region: 72-434 (120 amino acids)
Source: RefSeq, a predicted model, not a curated record
AACAUUUAUAUUCGUAACAGGAAUGGACUCUAUCCAUCGCUCGUUCGGGUCUGAUUAAGUUACCGGAGAAGAUGGCCGAUUACCCAAAAGUGGUUCAACAACACAAAGAGAAACAACGUGAAAUUAGACGACAACUUGAGGAGCGUCUGGCGUCUCUACAACUGGAGGCUCGCAAUCUUCUGCUACUGUACCGGCCGUGGCGCUGCGUUGAGGCGGACUUUGCGGAGUUCCCAACCACGGAACUCGCAGCGGCUAUGAAUCCAAAAACGGUAGAUGUUGGUACUCUCAAGUUCCCAGCUUCAGAUAACUUCACAGCCGACACCGUGUAUGUGACGCCGACACAGCUCGCUGAGUUACGUGAAUUGGUGACAGAAUUACAAUCAGAAGAUGUUAAAAUUGAAUUAAACAUGAAGUUAGAAGGAUGUGCUGCUUAGUGUACUUUGAAUAUAUUAAAAACUAACUGUGGCUCGCGACUUUGAUCGCGUUAGAUUAAAAAAUAUAGCCUAUGUUAUUCACUGAUAAAUUACCUUUCUAAUGAUGUAAGAAUUUUUAAAAUUGU